AUGCCUUUCUCCAUGGAUUUCCACAAGGGCAACCAUCUUGAAGAUCACGAUCUUUACUCUCAUGAUGAAGUCGAUGCUGACGACGAAUUUGAGCAUCACCACUUCAACAAUGACAGUGACGAUGACUUGCUGAAAUCUUAUACUUCUACCCACUUUUCAACUACUGAAGAUAGAUUCAUCAAGGACCACGACUUGAAGGUCAAAGCGUUUGAAGCUCUCCAUAACUUUAAUACUGGCAAUUCUGGUGCCAAAGUCGAAGGUUUCCAAGUUCCAGGUAGUCCCCUGACUUCCAUCAAGAGAAGGCAAUCUAUUAUUGAGUUACCCCAAACUGUUCAAAAUACAAUUCCAUACUCCAAUGGGGCCCCCUCCAGCUUAACUAGCCAAUUCGCCCAGAGGAAUCUUCAUUCAAAUGCACUUCCUGAGGAGUUUCCUUCGGAUGAGUUGAUUGAAUUGUACCAAAACGUUAAACUUUGUCUUGAUCUCAGACACAAAUAUUUGGCCAACUCCUUGCAGAACGAUGAGAUGGACAACCCCAAGAACAAAGAAGGCUGGAAUAUCUAUCCACCUCCUCCAAAACCGACCUACAAGUCCAAGAACAAGUUCAAUCAGCUUCCCGGAGCUCAGAAUGAGACGGAAGAAGAGUUCGAAUUUGCAAAAUGUAUAAUUCCAGGACCUCUGGAUCAGUAUGAGUUCACUUUCAACGAAGAAGAUGUAUACCAGGUCGUAGAUAAAACUACAGGUGAAACAAUUUCCCAGGUCCCAACCUUGAACGACUACUACAGUGACUUGAAUAACAUAAUCAAAAUGUCGUCUGAUGGCCCUACCAAGUCGUUUGCGUUCAAGAGGUUGCAAUACUUGGAAGCAAAAUGGAACAUGUACUCAUUACUUAACGACUUCGAGGAAAGCAAAAAGUCAAAACGGAAUCCACAUAGAGACUUCUACAAUGUCCGUAAAGUAGACACACAUAUCCACCAUUCUGCUUGUAUGAACCAGAAGCAUUUGUUACGUUUCAUAAAGUACAAGUUGAAAACCCUGCCUGACGAACAGGUGAUCUUCAGAGACGGCAAGGUGUUGACUUUGGCACAAGUAUUUGAAUCCUUGAGAUUAUCUGCUUACGACUUAUCCAUCGAUACGUUGGAUAUGCAUGCUCAUACCGAUUCAUUCCAUAGAUUUGAUAAGUUCAACUUGAAGUACAACCCGAUUGGAGAAUCGAGAUUGAGAGAAAUUUUCUUAAAAACCGAUAACUUCAUCCAGGGAAGAUAUCUAGCUGAGCUCACCAAGCAGGUAUUUGACGAUCUUGAAGGAUCCAAGUACCAGAUGGUGGAGUUAAGAAUUUCUAUCUACGGAAGAUCUAUCGAUGAGUGGGACAAGCUUGCCAGCUGGAUUGUGGAUAACAAAUUGUUUUCGCACAACGUGCGUUGGUUGAUCCAAGUUCCUAGAUUGUACGACUUAUACAAGAAAAACGGCAAUGUCAAAACAUUCAACGACAUCUUGAAGAACCUCUUCCAUCCCUUGUACGAAGUCACUAUUAACCCGCAAUCACAUCCUAAAUUACAUGUUUUCUUGCAGAGAGUAAUUGGUUUUGAUUCUGUAGACGAUGAAUCAAAGAACGAAAGACCUUUGCAAGCAAAGAGGUUCCCCCCAGCCUCAAGUUGGGACAGUACUACCAACCCUCCCUACUCUUACUACUUGUACUACAUCCAUGCCAAUUUGACACCUUUGAACAAAUUGAGACAGAAGUUGAAUUUCAACACGUUUGUUUUAAGGCCACAUUGUGGGGAAGCUGGUGAUCCUGAGCAUUUGAUAAGUGCCUUCUUAACUUCCCAUUCGAUUUCGCACGGAAUCUUGUUGAGAAAGAUUCCCUUCAUCCAGUAUUUGUAUUACUUGGACCAAAUCGGGUUGGCCAUGUCCCCCUUGUCCAACAACGCAUUGUUCUUGACAUACGACAAGAAUCCGUUCCAUAACUUCUUCAGAAAGGGGUUGAAUGUGUCGUUAUCUACUGACGACCCUCUUCAGUUCUCCUACACCAAGGAGCCGUUGAUUGAAGAGUAUUCUGUGGCUGCGCAGAUCUACAAAUUGUCUAGUGUGGAUAUGUGUGAAUUGGCUUAUAAUUCAGUCAGACAGUCAGGCUGGGAAGCUCUGAUUAAGAAACAUUGGUUAGGUAAGAGGUACCAAUUGGGUGGUAUGGCAGGGCACGACAUAGAAAAGACCAAUGUUCCAGAUAUCAGAGUGGGCUACAGAGAAGAUACGUUGAAGAGCGAACUAGAAUUAGUGAACUACUAUACGAACAUGAAGAAGCUGGCCUAG
Molecule: messenger RNA, 2307 nt
Organism: Scheffersomyces stipitis CBS 6054
Lineage: Eukaryota; Fungi; Ascomycota; Pichiomycetes; Serinales; Debaryomycetaceae
Gene: AMD1
Product: AMP deaminase
Exons: 1
Coding region: 1-2307 (768 amino acids)
Biological process (GO): AMP metabolic process; IMP salvage
Cellular component (GO): cytosol
Molecular function (GO): AMP deaminase activity
Source: RefSeq, a predicted model, not a curated record